AUGAAUAAGGCAAAUACUUUGAGUAGUCUAAUGAUGGGUAGAACACUUAAUAUUGAAAAGGAUCUUUUUAGGCCUAAAGAAAGUAAUGAAGAGGAUCUUGACUCAGAAGUGCCAUACCUUAGUAUCAUUAGGGCACCCAUGUACCUUGCUAACUAUACAAGACCUGAUAUAGCUUUUGCAGUGGAUUUACUAGCAAGAUUCAGUUCAUGCUCUACGAAAAGACAUUGGAAAGGAAUAAAGCAUAUAUUUCGAUAUCUUCGAGGUACAUCUGAUCUUGGUUUAUUUUAUUAUAACAGUACAAAAUCAGUUUUGCUUGGUUAUGCAGAUGCAGGAUAUUUGUCAGAUCCACAUAAUGCUAAAUCACAAACUGGAUAUAUAUUUACAUAUGGUAACACUGCAAUAUCAUGGAGAUCGCAAAAGCAAACACUUGUAGCAACUUCUUCAAAUCAUGCUGAAGUAAUUGCCCUUCAUGAAGCAAACAAAGAGUGUAGAUGGUUACGAUUGGUAACUCGGCAUAUCCAAGGAGCGUCUGGUUUACCAAUUGAUAAUAAUCCAACAAUUUUGUAUGAAGACAAUGUUGCAUGUGUUACCCAGAUGAGAGAAGGUUACAUAAAAAGUGACAUAACCAAGCAUAUCCCUCCGAAGUUUUUCUCAUUCACACAAGAACUUGAAAGAAAUAAAGAGGUUGAUGUUCAGUAUAUUCGCUCAAGUGAUAAUAUAGCAAAUCUCUUUACAAAGACACUUCCUACAUCAGUUUUCAAGAAGCAUGUACAAAAUAUUAGAAUGCGUCAUCUUCAAGAUCUUUAA
Vicia villosa (hairy vetch) is the source of this 807-nucleotide messenger RNA. Its product is annotated as secreted RxLR effector protein 161-like. The transcript has a single exon. The record is from RefSeq and is a predicted model, not a curated record. The coding region runs from base 1 to 807 and encodes 268 amino acids. Lineage: Eukaryota; Viridiplantae; Streptophyta; Magnoliopsida; Fabales; Fabaceae.